GGUGCUUCUGCGUUCGAGUACGUGUGCCUGUAAAACCCCAAACCCUACGUUCUCUGUGAGCUCUGUGAGAGUUUUCCGACUGUAAAAAAUGUGUAUAAAAGGCGGGUGAUUCACACGGCUUGCUUCACACUUUUGUCUUCUGUAAAGUAGAACAACCAGAUGUUGCGCCUGAACUACCCGAUUAAUAAUCUCGAUUCGACGGACACGUUGUAUCGUCGUAUGCGUUACGAAGACUUUGUCACUGGUCACCGGCUCAUGUGUGAACAUACUGUUGUGGAAAUUGUCAGGAGCCGCGUUGACGGUCCGGGAACCCCAAACACCGACACCAUAAUGUUGGCCGCCAACUCGACGAACUGGGACGAUUUUCUUGCGCCCAACCACACGAGAUCGGAUGGCAAUGAUGACGACGGUAUAGGAACAACCACGAGAUCGGCGAGUCAGUUUGGGGAGAACAAGGAUGCGACGUGUGUAUUUGAUGCACUCAUCACGACCGCCCAAUUGGUAUCGAACCUCAUACUUUCGCAUAACGGCGUCCGAGCAAAAAAGUGUGGUGAUGUACUGCUCAAUAUUCUAGUGCCACUAAUUCAGCGUGAGAAAGAAAAGCACCUGAGUUUGCGCAAAACGAAGGGUCUUAAUGAACUUUUGACGAAUCUGGCUGAUCGAGCCAAUAUUUCAAUCAAUCUAGCGACCAUUAACUUGAAAAGAUUGAUGCAUAUCAAGCCGACGAGGGCGGCAGUAUCAUGGACGUCCCAGGAUAUCCGGAUCAGGGAGUUGUUGAGCAAACACGUCCCCACCCGGCACCGUGUCUUUACCAUCAUGUUCAUCGACGUCAAUCAGGUGACACAUAUGAAGAUGUCUUUGCGAGCCUAUAGGGAUCAUGUCAUGUACACGACGCAUCUCGAAGUCACCAAAGAAGAUAUAGAGCUUUUGAUGCGCAAACAUACCGAAGAUCCCUGGUCCAACCAAAUAAAUGCCAUCAAGUACCAUCGAGGUGGACAACUGGCGGCCAUACAUUUCAAGAAUAUAUGGCUCACCACGGAGCUUAUCAACAUACGCCUCGUCAAGAUCAAGGAGCAGUGCCUUGAAGUCCGCCUGGGGGGGCACGUAGCCCAGUUUGUGAAACUGGCAUGCGCGGACUUUCUGAGCUAG
Messenger RNA from Sphaeroforma arctica JP610, 1149 nucleotides. RefSeq lists its product as hypothetical. NCBI's taxonomy places the organism in Eukaryota, Ichthyosporea, Ichthyophonida. Bases 160 to 1149 code for a protein of 329 amino acids. The record is from RefSeq and is a predicted model, not a curated record. The transcript has 2 exons.